Molecule: messenger RNA, 714 nt
Organism: Arachis duranensis
Lineage: Eukaryota; Viridiplantae; Streptophyta; Magnoliopsida; Fabales; Fabaceae
Product: seed lectin-like
Exons: 2
Coding region: 1-714 (237 amino acids)
Molecular function (GO): carbohydrate binding
Source: RefSeq, a predicted model, not a curated record
AUGGCGUCAGAGUCUGUUUCAUUUAACUUCGACAAGUUCAUCCCAAAGCAACCAAACAUAAUCUUCCAAGGUGAUGCCAUUGCAACUUCCGAAGGGACGUUGCAACUCACCAAGGUAGAAGAUGAUGAGCCAGUGUCUGACUCAAUUGGGCGAGUCCUUCACAUUACCCCUGUUCAUAUAUGGGACCGUAAGACAAAAAAAGUGGCAAGCUUUUUCACUUGCUUCUCCUUUGUCAUUCGUGCCCCGGACGUGAACAAAACCGCUGAUGGCUUGGCAUUUUUCCUUGCUCCCGAAAAUGAUGAGCCCAAAGACAAGGCAGGGUAUCUUGGAAUUUUCAAAAAACCCCCUUCCAAGGAACAAAUCAAGGUUGUGGCGGUCGAAUUCGACACUUUCAGUAACAAGAAUCCUGAUAUUGCCGAUCCAAACAAUUGCCACAUUGGGCUCGAUUUCAAGGGCAUCAAGUCCAAAAGUACUGCGGAAUGGAUCCUCAAGAAUGGCGAAGAGGCCAUUGUUUACAUAAGCUACGAUACCUCAUCCACCCCAACUUUGGAUGCAACGUUGGUUUAUGCUUCGUCUCCAAAGAUCAAGUACCAACUAUCUGUGGGAGACGUCAACUAUAGUCUUCAGUGUCAUCUUUAUCCUCAUCAUCAUCAUAGUCCUCAUCCGAAGACAUUUAGGGUGGCGGUGGUGGCAGUGGUAGUGGAACUGCGCUAG